UUCAGCAGCAUCUUUGCUUCUGCGAGGUGUUCUCUGUUUCAUGGUAUCUCACACAACUGCUUAUUCCUUCAAGCCCCGUGACUUCGUCCUUGUGAAUUGUGGGUCGCCGACCGAUGCCACAGAUGCAGAUAAGCGUCUCUGGAUUAACGACUCUAGUGCCCAGUUUUUUUCCUCUGUCCCAUCAUCUUCUUUCCCUGCAGAAGCAGCCGAGACGCUCACUAAUCUUCUUCCUACUGAAGUUCCCCACAAGACCGCCCGCAUCUUCACCUCUGCUUCAACUACCACCUUCACUGGGCUAUCGGAAGGUCGCCACUUUUUGCGGCUGUACUUCUAUCCUUCUUUCUACCAUGGCCUCGACCCCAAGAAUGCCUUCUUCUCCGUCGAAGCCGGCCCAUAUACUCUGCUCCGCAACUUCAGCCCUACCAUAGCUGCUGCUUCCCUGAACCAGUUUUACAUUAUCCAGGAAUUCUUCAUCACCAUCCCUUCCUCUGGCAAUCUCACCCUCUCCUUCAUCCCAUCAUCAAGUGCCACCUUCGCCUUCAUCAACGGCAUCGAGAUCAUCUCUUCGCCGCAAUUGUUCUACUCUGGCAUCACUAAUUCCUCCGUUGCAGUUGGCGUUGGCCUACUGCUCCCAAUAUAUGAUCAUGAUGUCCUUCAAACCGUUGCACGGCUGAAUGUUGGUGGGAGUUCAAUCUCACCGAUGGAGGAUUCCGGGCUCUUCCGAACCUGGUCUGAUGAUUCCAGAUAUAUCUUUGGCACUGCUCUUGGAGAGACACAACGAGCAGAAGGAAACGUCUUCAUUCGUUACUCUUACUGCGUUCCAGACUACAUUGCUCCGCAUGAUGUAUACGCAACAGCCCGCUCGAUGGAGCUUAAUACCUCUUUGAACUUGAACUACAACCUCACUUGGUCCAUUACAGUGGACAAUGGAUUUCGCUACUUGAUCAGACUUCACUUCUGUGAGCUUCAACAGGAGGUGUACAAAGAGAACCGGAGGGUAUUCAACGUGUAUGUGAACAACAUGAUGGCGGAUCCUGAAUUCGACGUGAUUCUCUAUGCAAGCGAAAAAAUCAGAGCUCCCACAUACACUGGUGUGGCUGUGUAUAAAGAUUACAUGGUAUUAAUGCCAGGGCAGAGUGGCAAGGAAAGCCGUUUGCUAAUUGAGCUCCAGCCUGUUACUGAUAUUAAACCCUUUUACACAGAUGCAAUACUCAAUGGACUUGAGGUCUUCAAGGUCAACAAAACAUUUGAUAGCCUUGCUGGACCCAGUCGAAGCUUCACACUACCACCACCAUCUGAAACUAAGUUUCUUCAUCUUAUUGGUGGGCAUGGUGGUGAACAUGACCACAUAAUUCUAUGUGCAAUUGGUGGUUUUGCUGCUGUGCUUAGUAUUGGUGCGUUCCUUUUCUUAGUGUUGCUCAAGAUACUCAAGAAGAGGGAAAAGGAGAAGGAGAGCCAUGACGACGGAGCUUUGUGUAGGAACGGAUCAAGCUACAGGCAACCAAAGAAAGGCAAGUCGGAUCCAACUUCAGCAACCAUUAGACAUGUCAUGAAGGGCGCAGGAUUUACAGACCGCGUCCCUAUCACCAACUGCCGGCGCUUCAAAUUUUCUGAGAUCGUCGCGGCUACCAACAACUUUGACGACACUCUUCUCCUUGGGGUUGGUGGGUUUAGCAAGGUCUACAUGGGAGUGAUCGACAAUGGCAUCAGAGUUGCCGUCAAAAGGGGGGAAGAGCUUUCACAGCACGGCAUUAUCCAGUUCCACAAUGAAAUUGAUAUUCUCUCUAAGCUUUACCACUGCCACUUAGUGUCCCUGAUCGGAUUCUGCGAGGAUAGCUCCGAGAUGAUACUGGUCUAUGACUACAUGCAUCGAGGAACUUUUCGCCAGCACCUCUACGGUGCCGGCAAGCCACAUCUAUCGUGGAGGCAGAGGCUUGAGAUCUGCAUCGGUGCCGCCAAGGCGCUGCACUAUCUUCACACCGGAGCAAAGUACACGCUUGUACACAGAGACGUGAAGACCAACAAUAUAUUGAUAGACCAGAAUUGGGUAGCGAAGGUCUCCGAUUUUGGGAUAUCGAGAAUGGGCACGUCUGUGGAUUGCGCUUACAUGAGCACGGAGGUGAAGGGCACCUUCGGCUACUUCGACCCGGAGUACUUCCGGACGAAGAAGCUCACGCAGAAGUCGGACGUCUACUCGUUCGGCGUGGUGCUGCUGGAGGCUCUUUGUGCGCGACCGGCGGUCGACAUGUCACGUCCUUCCAGGGAGAUUGGCCUAGCGGAGUGGGCAUUAAGCUGUCAGUGUAGGGGCAAGCUCGAGGAGGUGAUUGAUCCCUUCUUGAAGGGGAAGAUCGAGGCUGGAUGCCUAAGCAAGUUCUGGGAGAUCACAGAGAGGUGCUUGGCGAACAGGGGAGGAGAGCGUCCUUCCAUGGUCGAUGUGCUAUGGAAUUUGGAGUUAGCUCUCAGGCUGCAGGAGAACGCGGGAGAAACGAACAGGCAAACAAUGACACCAGUUUUGUGAACGAUUUGGAUCGGAAUUCGCGAGGUAC
Messenger RNA from Nymphaea colorata (pocket water lily), 2546 nucleotides. Its product is annotated as receptor-like protein kinase FERONIA. Gene Ontology annotation, molecular function: ATP binding; protein kinase activity. The record is from RefSeq and is a predicted model, not a curated record. Lineage: Eukaryota; Viridiplantae; Streptophyta; Magnoliopsida; Nymphaeales; Nymphaeaceae. Gene Ontology annotation, biological process: protein phosphorylation. Bases 41 to 2518 code for a protein of 825 amino acids. The transcript has a single exon.